AUGGUGCGCGGCUCCACGGCACUCCUGGCGGCCGCGGCGCGCGCCACCCUGGCCACGGGCAUCCACCUGACCUCUUUCGAUGGAGGCCAAGGCUCCCUGGAGAAUAGGUUCAGCGUCGUCGCGGACACCGGGAGCAACUCGCUCAUCGUCCCCUCGUGCGUGUGCCAGGACAAGGGCCAGUGCAGCAAGAAGGACAGGUGCUUCCGGGGCACGAACAAGUCCUCCACCUUCCACCUGGAGGUGGACGAGGAGGAGAAGCCAGUCUCCAUGGUCCUGUCGUUCGGCAGCGGGCAGAUCCAGGCCAUUGUGGCUCAGGAGCAGGUGAGCGUCGGCAAGGUCUCCCGGCACCUUAAGGACGACGGCCUGCUGCUGAUGACGGACCGCGCCCUGCAGAUCUCCGGGCCGUUCGAGGGCAUCCUGGGCCUGGGCCUGCCCCAGCCGGCCACGAACUGGACGCAGAUCGAGGAGCAGGAGCAGGCCGCGGCCGACUCCACGCUGGGCGGCGGCAGCAUGCAGGACAUCAUCCAGCAGAUCCUGGGCCAUGCGAACGGCGCUGGAGGGGCCGAGACGGCGAUCCCGGACCAGGUGAUGCGCAAGAUUUUGGACACGGCCGUGACGAACGCCAAUGGCACCACGCUGAAUGCCACGACUUUGAAGACUCACAAGCCACAUCACCGCGACUCGCCCAAGGGAUUCCUUGAGCAAGUCAACAUUCCCCGCUUCUCGAUGUGCUUCAACGACGGCGCGGACGGCGUCCUGCGCAUCGGGGGGGCGCCACUGGGCAAUGGCAGCCACGGGGGCAUGGGCACCGCACACUGGGGCGUCGACUUCCGCGGCAUCUCCGUGGGCGAUGCGGCUGCAACGCCCGUCGACUUCUGCCGCGACUCGGACAUGGCCGAGGGCCAGAAGUCGCCGUGCGGGGCCAUCCCCGACUCUGGCACGACCCUGAUGAUGGGCCCCGCUCCCCAGAUCGAGAAGUUGCUUGACAGCAUCUGCGAGCAGUGGCCCCGCUGCAAGAGCAACUACACUAAGCUGCUCGAGGCCGAGGAUGCCGCGACCAAAAUCUUCGACACCACGUACGGCGUGAACCCCUUCAGCAUGCACGGGAUCCUGAACAAGUCAGACAUUCUGCAGUUGCUGCUUCAGGAUUGCGACAGGUGGAUGACCAACGAGACCGGCACGGACGGAAUGCCAGACCUUCAUUUCCACGUCCGCGGCACGCACGGCACAAAGCAGGCCAUCAAGAUCCCGGCCCACGCGUACAUCAUGGCGUACGCGGGCGACAACGUGACGACGGCGUAUUCGCUCCUGGCGGGCGUCGGCAACAUCCCCGCAGACCCCGACGCCACGCGCGGUGCCAAGAAGGUAUGCGCCCCGGCUUUCGGAGCCAUGGACUACAACACAAAGGCGAACGGCCCGGUCUGGAUCAUGGGCACUCCCCUCUUCUACGAGUACGUUGUCGCUUACGACAUGGACGCCUCGCCGCCAGCCAUUGCCUUCCACUCCCAGCAGAACGUGCCGUGCGGCAGCUGCCAGCAGAGCCGCGCUGAGGUGAACCUGGCCCUGAAGGACCCGCGCAACCACCAGGAGUCCUCCCUGCGCAUGCCGCGCCGCGUGGAGGGAGCCCCGCGCCAGCCGAACGUGGACUACAGCCAGCCGCUCUGA
Molecule: messenger RNA, 1665 nt
Organism: Prorocentrum cordatum
Lineage: Eukaryota; Dinophyceae; Prorocentrales; Prorocentraceae
Source: the annotation of a GenBank genome assembly